Messenger RNA from Necator americanus (New World hookworm), 3738 nucleotides. RefSeq lists its product as uncharacterized. Gene Ontology annotation, biological process: chromosome organization. The record is from RefSeq and is a predicted model, not a curated record. Gene Ontology annotation, cellular component: chromosome. The transcript has 34 exons. Bases 1 to 3738 code for a protein of 1245 amino acids. Lineage: Eukaryota; Metazoa; Nematoda; Chromadorea; Rhabditida; Ancylostomatidae. Gene Ontology annotation, molecular function: ATP binding; protein binding; ATP hydrolysis activity.
AUGUACAUCAAACGUCUUGAAAUUGAUGGUUUCAAGUCAUAUUCAAAGCUCCAAGUCAUCGAUGGAUUCGACACACAGUUUAACGCAAUCACUGGUCUCAAUGGGACGGGAAAAUCAAAUAUUCUAGAUUCGAUUUGUUUUGUGCUAGGAAUAACUAAUCUAACUCAUAUUCGGGCAGGACAACUUCAUGAUCUUGUGUACAAACAAGGACAAGCAGGUAUUAACAAAGCAACAGUUACUAUAACAUUUGACAACAGGGACAAAAAGCAUGGCCCUAUCGGAUACCAUCAAUGUGAUGAAAUCACUAUACGACGGCAGAUUAUCGUAAAUGGACGUAACUCUUACACUAUCAAUGGCAGCACGGCAACGAAUUCAAAGGUCUCGGAUUUUUUUCGAAGUGUUGGUCUAAACGUCAACAAUCCUCACUUUCUGAUUAUGCAAGGGCGUAUCACUAAAGUACUUAACAUGAAGCCACAUGAAAUUCUGGGGAUGAUUGAAGAAGCUGCUGGUACGAAACUAUAUGAAGCAAAAAGGAAUUUUGCUUUAAACACUAUCAACAAGAAGCAGGCAAAAGUUGAUGAGAUUGAGAAACUGAUUUCUGAAGACAUACUACCUCAGCUUAACCAGCUUCAAAAAGACAAACAAAAUUUCCUCGAGUACAAUAACUGCGACCGCGAAAUAGAGCGUCGCGAACGAAAACUCACAGCCUAUACCUACUACGCUUCUCUGCUGAGCUCCGAAGAAUGCGAGAAACAAGCGACCGAGAAAGAGAAGGAGGUGGAAGCUUUGGGGGGAGAACUGCAAGAAAUAGAGGCGGUAUUAGAACAACAGCAGGCUGAUCUAACUGGUGCUGAAGAGGCGAAAAAGAGGCGACACGCAGAAGCCUUCGCUAAACUUGAAGAAGGAAUCGCCGUAGAACUGGCGAAGAUUGAGGCGUGUGACGAGGAGAAACGAGAAUGUAAAGAAUCUUUUGGUGAGACAUUGACCGAAUACGAAGAAAAGCGGAAAUCACUUGAUGCUGAAAUAAAGGAGAUGAAGAAAAAGGAGGCUGCUCUUGCUAAGUGGGAGAACGAAAUAGGUUCAAAGGAGCAGACGUUCAAAACUGCUGAGGAGUUGGCCGUAAAAGCAAGAGAGAAACUUAAUGCAGUAGCUCAAGGUAUGACUACGGAUGAUAGUGGAAAUGCCAUUAGCGUUGAGGAACAGAUAACAGGAUAUCGUUCCAAGCUUAGAGAGAUUGCUGCUGAAGUGUCCACUGCGGAGGAGAAGAAGAAACGAAUCGUGCCGGAAUUGAAAAAGAAGAAGGCUGAAUAUGAACAAAUGACGAAGAAAAACAGCGCUGAGUCUUCUGAGUUGAAAGCUAGGGAAGUGGAAGUGAAGAACUAUCGGCUUGAGUUGUCAUCCAUAACUUAUGACGAAGAAGCGGAUACGAAAAAUAGGGAAACUCUCGCGACAUACCAGCAAGAAGUCCACCAAAUGCAAAUCAAGCUGAAUAUCCUGCAUCAGAAAAAUCCUCGUAUACAUUUCACCUACAAAGACCCUUUUGUUGGCUUCAACCGAGAUGAUGUGCGAGGCUGUAUCGCUACCUUGUUUCGCAUCAAAGAUCCUAAGUAUGCCUUAGCCCUUGAAAUUGCUGCGGGCUCGUUUCUCUACCAUGUAGUGGUAAAAGACAAGCAUACAGCUCGAUUAAUCGUAGAAACUGGGCUCCCUCAUCGCCGAACAUUUGUGCCAUGGACUGAAGUAGUGCCUCGUCACUACCAUGACAUCGGUCAACGCUUCCGUCGAGCCCAAGAGCUGGCGAGAAAAUUCAAAGGAGAAAACAUGAUGCUGGCGUUGGAUCUAAUCGAGUAUGAUCCAAUAUAUCAGAAGGUUUUCGAACUAGUCUUCGGAGGGAUUUUGGUAUGCGAUACCAUUCACUGCGCAAAAGAAGUGGUUUACGACAGUCAGGUGAAACUACGUGCUGUAACUGCAAGAGGAGAUGAUCUGAAACCCACCGGAACAAUGAGUGGAGGCGCUCCUGACCGACGGGGACCAAUCCUUUUGGAUUUGAUUGAUUACACAACUUUCAAGACGGAAAUUGCUUGGAAACAAGCAGAAGUUGAGAAACUCGGAAAGGAAGUUGCAAAAUACGACAAAGUACGUGGACGUUAUUCUGAGCUGAAGGAUAAAUUGGAACGUGCAUCUGCUCGUUUAGAGGCGUUAAAAGAAUCGUUUAAAGACGGCCCUUUGCAGCAGCUGAGCGAAGAAAUAAAAGUGCUGGAAAAGGAUCUACCGGAAUGUGAUGCACUUCUGCGUGAAAUGACGAAGCAAGCCAAGGAGUUAAACGACCGUAUAAACGCUUACGAAGAACGGAAACGGAAUGAACAAGCAUUUAUUGAGAAGGCGAAGAAAACGGCACAAAAAGAAUCGGAUGCAGCCGAGAAGCGACUAGAGCUGGCAAAGCGUGAUUUCGAGAAGCUAAGUGAUUCGCUAACGAGCACUCGGGGAACGUUAGCGACGAUGAAAGAACAAAUUGCCAAAGAAGAGGAGGUUUUGUCGAAUUCAAAGAAGCUUGUCGAGGAAUUCAACGAUAUGAUUGCAACGAUCGAGGAGAGACGGAAAGUAGCCGAGGAAGGACACAAGGCCGCCAAUGUUGCGUUGAAAAAGUUCGAGAAGGAGCUUAAGGAGUACGACAAAGACAUUAAGAUGCAUCAAGACAAGGUGGAUGCGACGAAUAAGAAGAUUGUCAAACUGAAGUCGCAGCAAUCGUCAAUGGAAGCGGACAUCCAGAAAUUCAAAGAGGACGCAGUUGCUUACAAAAAAUUGGCGCACCAAAAAAUCAAGGCUCAUCCGUGGAUAAACGACGACAAGUCUCAUUUCGGCAGAAAAAACACGGAGUAUGAUUUUUCAGGGUAUACUCAAGAAAAAGCAAGCAAAGAAAUCGCGGAUAUGAAAGCAAGAAAGAGCGAACUUGGUAGAAACCUGAAUACAAGAGCGAUGAGCGUCCUUUCACAAGUUGAGGAGCAGGUUAUGGGAUUGCAACAGAAGAAAAACCAAAUUGCUUUGGACAAAAAGAAACUGCUGGACACUAUUGCCAUGCUUGAUGAGAAGAAAACAAGAGAGAUUCACAAAGCUUAUGAACAAGUGAACAAGGAUUUCGGGAACAUCUUCUCAACUCUGCUGCCAGGUGCAUCGGCGAAAGUUGAGCCUCCGCCUGGUAAAACGGUAGAGCAGGGACUUGAAGUAAAAGUGGCGUUUAACGGGAAAUGGAAAGAUUCUCUGCAAGAGUUGUCUGGAGGACAACGGUCUCUUGUUGCUUUGUCGCUCGUGCUUGCUAUGCUAAAGUUCCGUCCUGCCCCUAUUUACAUUCUGGAUGAAGUCGAUGCUGCCUUGGAUUUGUCGCAUACCCAGAAUAUUGGGCAUAUGAUUAAGAAGUUUUUCACCACCAGUCAGUUUAUUAUCGUGUCACUCAAAGAAGAGGACUUGGAUACAGUUAUAGUUAUUGUUUGUUCUGGAACGUUUUGUGUAAUUAUCAGUCAGCUUGGAAACCGGAUUUUGAAUAGAAAACAACCAAAAUAUCGACCCUUAAGCGUAAUUAUGCAAUAUAACAACAUCCGCCUUGAUGUUGCCAAAUUGACGGCGCCUGACGCUCGAAAAUUCGAUUGGGAAGGUCGUCCGCACUUUAUUCCGAGGACGUCCAAUGAACUUGUACUUCUGUCUGUUCCUAUCGAAAUUUCUCACAUCGUAACAUUGAGGAACUAG